Rhizophagus irregularis DAOM 181602=DAOM 197198 is the source of this 402-nucleotide messenger RNA. NCBI's taxonomy places the organism in Eukaryota, Fungi, Glomeromycota, Glomeromycetes, Glomerales, Glomeraceae. The record is from RefSeq and is a predicted model, not a curated record.
AUGAGUAGUGGUAAUAAACAGCAAUCUUCGAAGAAAAAACAAAAAACUAUUAUUAGAGCUGCAGGUGGUGAAGUCUGGGAAGAUCCAACCUUAUUGGAAUGGGAUUUGAAUGAUUUUCGUUUAUUUUGUGGUGAUCUCGGUAAUGAAGUUACUGAUGAUGUUCUAUACAAAGCUUUUAGCAAGUACCAAUCUAUUCAGAAGGCUAAAGUUAUACGAGAUAAAAGGACAGGUAAAAGUAAAGGAUAUGGGUUUGUUAGUUUCAAAGAUGCUGAUGAAUUUGUGAAAGCAUGGAAAGAAAUGAACGGCAAAUAUGUCGGAAACAGACCAAUAAAAUUACGAAAGAGCACAUGGAAAGAUAGGAAUAUAGACGUUAAAAAUAAAAAACAUCAUCCUUAUAAAUAA